Molecule: messenger RNA, 3069 nt
Organism: Pogonomyrmex barbatus (red harvester ant)
Lineage: Eukaryota; Metazoa; Arthropoda; Insecta; Hymenoptera; Formicidae
Product: odorant receptor 82a-like
Biological process (GO): detection of chemical stimulus involved in sensory perception of smell; sensory perception of smell
Cellular component (GO): plasma membrane
Molecular function (GO): olfactory receptor activity; odorant binding
Source: RefSeq, a predicted model, not a curated record
GUCCACCAAACUUUUCCACAAGUUGGCGCAGGCGUGUUUUCGAAUAUAUUUCUAGCUGAAGCUUCAAACGAUUAUUGUAUCAGUCGCUUCCGCAAAGCGAUCAUGAGCGAUUCGAAACGUAUUCUAAUAAAUACCGAAUUCGAAAACUGCAAUGACUAUAGUAUACAAUUAAAUCGAUGGUUCCUCCUGUCGCUCGGUGCUUGGCCGCAGGCAGGCGCGUCAAGCAGAAUAAAAAAAUUCGUGGUGUCGAUGCAAAUCUUUAUAUUUUCAACCGCGGUAGCGGUUAUUACAAUACCAUGCGUAUUGUACGUGUGGUUCGAGAAAGAAGACAUUGAGAUUAAGUUAAUAACUCUCGUUCCGCUGAUUCACAGAACCAUGGGAUCCAUAAAUUACUGGAUAUUACUCACGCGUAAAAAGGACAUUCAUCAUUGCAUACGGCACAUGGAGACGGAUUGGGAAUUCAUUCGGAGAAUCGACAAUCGCGAAGUGAUGCUGCAAUAUGCGAAGAUCGGCCGCUUCAUGGCCGGAUUAUGCGCGAUAUUCAUGCACGGCUGCACGUUUGCCUUCACCGCUGUCAGAGCGAUGAAAGUAACUGUCACUGUCGGCAAUGAAACUUUCAAGAUGUAUCCGAUGACGUGUCCAAUGUACAGUAAAAUCAUUGACGCGAGAUUUAGCCCUGCGAACGAGAUCCUGCUGAGUAUACAAUUGUUGUCGGCGUUUGUGGUAGCUUCCUCUACAGUGGCUAUUUGCAGUCUCGCUAUCGUCUUCGCGAUGCACGCCUGUGGUCAGCUGAACGUAUUGUAUAUGUGGUUGAGCGAGCUUGCUGAAGAAGAGAAAAUUGAUGAAGCAGAACAAAAAUUAGCUGUUAUUGUGGAGCAUCAUUGGAGAAUCCUCAGUUUUGUAGCACAAAUAGAAAGUAUUAUGCAUAAAGCCUGUCUAGCAGAAUUAAUGGGAUGCACGUUGAAUAUGUGUUUACUUGGAUAUUACUCUAUCAUGAAUUGGGCUGCAUUCGAUGCAGUAAAAAUAUUAUCAUAUAUCAUUACAUAUGUGUCGAUGAGUUUCAAUAUAUUUAUAUUUUGUUACAUCGGUGAAGUUCUCGCGGAACAGUGUAAAAACGUUGGAGAAAUAGCAUAUAUGACCAAUUGGUAUAAAUUGCCUCGUAAAACAGCGCUCAGUCUCAUUUUAAUAAUCAUGCAAUCGAGUCACAUCGUCAAGAUAACUGCAGGAAAGUUAUUUCAAUUAUCCAUAUCAACCUUCGGCGAUAUAAUCAAAACUUCCUUGGCAUAUUUAAAUAUGUUACGUACAAUAAUUAACAGGGUCAUGGGGUCGAUAAAUUAUUGGGUGUUGCUCAAACGCAGUGAUGAUAUUUGGCAAUUAAUGCAACAUAUGGAAGCAGAUUGGAGGAACAUUCAAAAGAUAGACGAUCGCGAAGUGAUGCUGAAUUACGCCAAGUUCGGUCGUUUCAUCACUGUAAUCUGUGGGGUAAUCAUGCAAGGAGGUACAUUUCUAUUCAGUUUAGCCAGGGCGAUGAAAACGGCAACCAUUAUCGUCAACAAUCAGACUUUUACGACACACCCGAUGACAUGUCCAAUCUAUAGCAAAAUCAUCGAUACGAGAUUCAGUCCUGUAAAUGAAAUCGCGUUGGUUGUACAGUUUUUAUCAACGUUCGUAGUGAGUUCUUCUACCGUCGGUGCAUGUAGCUUGGCUGCUGUCUUUGCGAUGCACGCCUGUGGUCAAUUGAAUGUGCUAUACGCGUGGCUACGAGAUCUCGUUGAGAACCAAGAAAAGGAAAAUCAUGCUGAAAAAGAGAUGGCAACUGUUGUCGAGCAUCAUCUAAGAAUAUUGAGGUAUCUAAACAUAGGUAGCUCGCCGAUCAUAUUUAACUACAUAAAGAACAAAGAAUACAGCAUACAGCUGCUUCGUUGGCUACUGAAGCCGAUAAGUGUCUGGCCGGUAACAAAUUCGUCCAUCGCGGAUAGGAUCUUGUCGGUGGUGUUGCUAAUAUUAUGCACUUUUUUGAUCAUCGGCACCUUGGUGCCUUGCGCAUUGGCCAUCUUUUUCGAUGAGACCAAAGAUCUGGAGAUGAAAAUACGCGAUUUCGGGCCGCUCAGCAAUUGGAUGCUGGCAAGUCUCAAAUAUACCUCAUUGCUGACGCACGUCGGCGACAUACGCCGAUGCAUCGAUUAUAUCGAGGCAGAUUGGCGGGCCGUGACAAAGUUCGAGGAGCAAGAGAUGAUGUUGAAUAGUGCCAGGAUCGGUCGUUUCAUUGUCAUAUUCUCCGCAUCGUUCGUUCAUAGCGGCGUAUUCUCGUACAGCAUCUUCCGAGGCAUGACGAUGGACAAGUCUGGCGUUGAAGACGACAACGUGUCGGCGCGCUCGUUGCCUUUCGCAUUCUACGAUAAGAUUCUGGACACCACGAUAAGUCCAAUGUACGAGAUAGUGUUUGCAAUACAGUUUUUAUCCACGUUCGUCGUUAAUUCCGUUGUGGUAGCCGCCUGCAGUAUUACUGCUGUUUUCGUGCUACAUGCAUGCGGUCAGUUAAAAAUUCUCAUGUCUUUACUAGAUAAUUUCACUGACGAAAGAAACGAAAAGAAAGACUCUAUCCAAAAAUUUUCUGUCAUCGUUGAGCAUCACUUAAGAAUUCUCAGUUUCGUGUCUCACAUAGAGAAAAUUACGAAUAUAGUUUGUCUCAUUGAAAUAGUAGGAUGCACGCUACAUAUGUGUCUCUUGGGUUAUUAUUGUAUACUGGACUGGAAUCAAGAUGAAAAACAAGGCGUAGUGGCAUAUGGUAUAAUACUGAUCUCAGUUACUUUCAACAUCUUUAUAUUUUGUUAUAUCGGAGAGAUGCUUUCAGAACAGUGCGGCCAAGUUGGUGAAACUGCCUACAUGACAAAUUGGUAUUUGUUACCUGGAAACACUGCUCUCGAUUUUGUGUUGAUCAUUUUAAAAUCCAGCAUCACAGUGAAAAUUACUGCUGGGAAGAUGAUUGAUCUUUCUCUUUCUACUUUCGGUAAUGUAAUUAAAUCCGCGUUAGCGUAUUUAAAUAUACUUCGUACUCUUAUUAUAUAA